AAUUAGAAAGUAGAAACUCCAACUUCCUUGCAAGUACUAAUCUUCCUUUGUUAUGCUCGAACAAAGAAAAAUCCAAAUACCCAAAACCCCCAAAAAAAAAACUCAAAAGACUUUUUUAGUCUUUGAUUUUGACUCUUUGCGUUAGCUAAAUUCUCUUGCAAAUUCUGAAACUUUUUUUGUUUUUGCAAAUGGGUUUUGUAUUUUCAAGUGUUACUUGAUCUGCUUGGAGCUAAGAGUUCUCUCGAAAAUUAAAGGAUCAGAAAUUUGAAGGGUUUUGGAAAAUUUUGCAGCUUUUUAAGGUUUUUAGUGUAUUCCCUUUUGCUUAUUCAAUCUAUUUUUAGAGAUUAUUUUGGAUGUUUUGAUUGUGGUAAAUAGUGUUGAUGUUUUGUUUAUUGUAAUAAUGGCUACUAAUGGCAAGAGAAACCGCCUCAAAUCCGGGGGUUUGCGUCGAUAUGUUUAUCUAGCUCUAGUUACAUUAUUGGGGGUUUUGCUAUUGAUUGUUCUGCUGGGGACAACUUCAGUUUCAAAUUUCGUCUCACAGUCUUUAGGUGAUAUAUAUGGGGAUUUGAGGCCGAGUUGUAAUUAUUCCGGAUAUGGAGCAUUACUCGAUCUCCCCAAACAGAGUGAAUUGUCAAUUCGAUUGGAAAUGAUUAACCAAUUGCCACCAAGGAAUAGAGAAUUGUAUCCAAAACUGGCCAAGGAUCAUAUAACCAUUGUUUUAUAUGUUCAUAAUAGGCCUAAAUAUCUUCAAGUGGUUGUUGAUAGCUUGUCAAAGGUAGUAGGCAUAAGUGAGACAUUACUUAUUGUUAGCCAUGACGGGUAUUUUGAAGAAAUGAACGAGAUUGUUGAAAGUAUCAAAUUUUGCAAGGUGAAACAGAUUUUUGCCCCUUAUUCGCCCCAUGUUUUUCCAGAUAGUUUCCCGGGGGUUUCUUCUAAUGAUUGCAAAGAUAAGGAUGAUGCAGCAGCAAAACACUGUGUAGGGAAUACUGAUCAAUAUGGAAAUCAUCGGUCACCAAAGAUAGUGUCGCUGAAGCAUCAUUGGUGGUGGAUGAUGAACACAGUAUGGGAUGGAUUGGAAGAGACAAGGGGACAAUCUGGUCAUAUUCUUUUCAUUGAGGAGGAUCACUUCAUUUUUCCUAAUGCGUAUCGUAACUUGCAGAUCCUUGCAUCAUUGCAGCCUCUGAAAUGUCCACAUUGCUAUGCUUCAAAUUUAGCACCUUGUGAUGUGAAUUCAAGAGGAGAAAAUGAGGAUAGUUUAAUUGCUGAGCGAAUGGGAAAUGUGGGAUAUUCUUUCAAUCGAACAGUUUGGAAAAGAAUACAUAUGAAGUCAAGAGAAUUUUGUUUCUUCGACGAAUAUAAUUGGGAUAUAACAAUGUGGGCAACAGUUUAUCCUUCAUUUGGUAAUCCUGUUUACACUAUACGUGGGCCAAGGACAAGCGCUGUUCAUUUCGGCAAGUGCGGUUUGCAUCAAGGUCAAGGAGAGAAAAGUGGUUGUAUCGACAAUGGAGCGGUUAAUAUUGCAGUUGAAGAUAUUGACAAGGUGGCAAACAUCAAUUCUGACUGGAAAGUGCAUGUUUACGAGCAUCAGGCAGGGUAUAAAGCUGGGUUCAAUGGAUGGGGAGGCUGGGGGGAUGAUAGAGAUCGCCAACUGUGCUUGAAAUUUUCCCAGAUGUAUCACUCCGCCAGCACUCUAUCUACCGUGUGAAGAUCAGAAUGUCAAUUCCAGCUGUCUCAUUGUUACUGGUGAGUUGUUGUGCAAGUCGAAGAUAGGAUGAGUUAUACAUGUGUUGUAUUUUAUACUAUCUUAUAGAAUUCUAUUACUGUGAUACACUGCUAGACUGACUCGGUGACUCCAGAUACUAGUUGUCACGUUCUUGUUAGGCUUCUAAAAAUUCUAUAUAGAUUAGUGAAAAGUAGUCUCUGCA
Molecule: messenger RNA, 1925 nt
Organism: Mercurialis annua (annual mercury)
Lineage: Eukaryota; Viridiplantae; Streptophyta; Magnoliopsida; Malpighiales; Euphorbiaceae
Product: alpha-1,6-mannosyl-glycoprotein 2-beta-N-acetylglucosaminyltransferase
Exons: 2
Coding region: 401-1705 (434 amino acids)
Biological process (GO): oligosaccharide biosynthetic process; protein N-linked glycosylation
Cellular component (GO): Golgi membrane; Golgi stack
Molecular function (GO): alpha-1,6-mannosylglycoprotein 2-beta-N-acetylglucosaminyltransferase activity
Source: RefSeq, a predicted model, not a curated record